Molecule: messenger RNA, 1352 nt
Organism: Sebastes umbrosus (honeycomb rockfish)
Lineage: Eukaryota; Metazoa; Chordata; Actinopteri; Perciformes; Sebastidae
Gene: hemk2
Product: N-6 adenine-specific DNA methyltransferase 1
Exons: 6
Coding region: 271-921 (216 amino acids)
Biological process (GO): methylation
Cellular component (GO): eRF1 methyltransferase complex
Molecular function (GO): nucleic acid binding; S-adenosylmethionine-dependent methyltransferase activity; protein methyltransferase activity
Source: RefSeq, a predicted model, not a curated record
GACGUCGUAUCAAAACACGGAAGUGGAUCGUGAACGUGCUAACACGUGUUGAACAUGUUGUUGUAGAUAAUGUAAUUUAGUAAACUGCGAAACAACUGUCAGAAAGCAGUCUCUGCCCGACGACCUCUCGGAACCUGGACCAUCUGAGAUCAAUACCUGACGUGAAGCAGCUCUAGAGAGAGACACAGUCUGUGUGUGUACAAGUCUACUAGGAGCUCGGAGCUGCUGCAGACUGUUACAGCGUCCCAGCUGGUUACCUGAGAGGUGGACAUGUCCCACACUCAUCAUCCCACACCUGUGUACUCCCACGCUGGACGAGGACACUUCCGAGACGUCUACGAGCCGUCGGAGGACUCGUUUCUGUUGAUUGACGCCCUGGAGAGAGACGCAGAGAGGCUGCAGCUGAUCAGCCCCUGUGUGUGUUUGGAGGUUGGCAGUGGCUCAGGAGUGGUGUCAGCUUUUCUGGCAUCAGUGCUUGGACCUUCAGCUCUAUAUCUUUGCACAGAUGUGAAUCCUGCAGCAGCAGAGUGCACAGCAAAGACAGCUUCCUGUAACAAUGUUUCACUGCAGCCUGUCCUCACAUCCCUGGUGGAGACUCUUCUGCCCCGUUUAAGUGAGAAAGUGGACGUCCUCCUCUUCAACCCUCCCUACGUGGUGACACCUUCAGAAGAGGUGGGCGGUACAGGUAUAGAAGCUGCCUGGGCCGGCGGAAAGCGAGGGCGAGAGGUGACCGACAGAUUUCUACCUGUGGUAGCACAGUUGCUCUCCAGUAAAGGGUUAUUCUACCUCAUUACCAUUGCUGAGAACGAUCCAGAGGAGAUCAUCCGUUUGCUGGGCGAAUGUGGUCUGAGCGGAGAGUCAUGCUUGUCGACAAGAGCUAGAAAUGAGAGGCUGUCCGUCCUGCGCUUCCAUAGGAGCUAACGAACAUGGAACUGUCGCUUAUUAAUCCGCUGAAAGGAUUACAGGAACUGAUGAGAAGAAAUAAUAUUUUUACCUGAUGGGACGCAGUAUUGUCUGCAAGGAAGGACAAAUGUUCUGAUUAAAUCUCAACAGAACGAAAACAUUUUCUUCAAGAAAUUGGCUGGAUGAAAGGACUAAAGGUGGCUCUGGUGUACUGGUACAUUUGUAAAAAUAAAUAAAUGCCACACAAAAUGAAUCCUUGCAUUCACCCAGGCAGGUUUAAUAAUGACAUAACAGUGUCAGCAUUCAAAAAUACAUAAUUAUACUAACAUCCAGACAGCAUUACAAAUAGGACAUUUUUUUAUUAUUAUUUAGAUUCCAGUGCAACCAACAUGUUUUAAAAGGUACCAUUGAAAUGUAAUGCAGUUUCAAGUAUGAUGCUGUGAACGGAU